This is a messenger RNA of Marasmius oreades (fairy-ring Marasmius), 1609 nucleotides long. RefSeq lists its product as uncharacterized. The record is from RefSeq and is a predicted model, not a curated record. Lineage: Eukaryota; Fungi; Basidiomycota; Agaricomycetes; Agaricales; Marasmiaceae. The coding region runs from base 81 to 1472 and encodes 463 amino acids. The transcript has 2 exons.
UCUUAACCCACUACCUCGACUUUCCUUUCGUUUAUCUGCUACUCUUCCUCAAGCUGGAUAGCGUAUUCUGGUGACUGCGCAUGCCACUCGGAGAGCCGGCGAUUAGUACAUAUUUUGAACGUAAGAGGAAGGAAAAUGUUAGACCUACGAAGAGGAAACGCGGAGAUGCGGAGACAACAAUAACCACAGACCGUUCUUGCUCGCCCUCUCCUAAGAGGCAGAAGCAGAGAACAUCUGUUCAUCCACGUCGACAGGUUUUUAAUGACAAGGAUAGCUACGUGAAUAGGCCGCCAACCACUUCCUCACGUUCUCCUGUCCUUCCGCUUCCCAAAAGGACCAGUAUUUCUCCUACUCAUGUUCACACUCUAUCCGCUGCCAAAUAUCCCACUCCUAAAUCCACAGUGAAGAACACCAACACACGACGCGAAUCUCAAGUCAUCGACCUGACCAAUGAUGAUGAACCAUCGUCAUCUUUAUCGAGAUCUUUCACCAUUCGAUCCCCUGUGAGACGCUCAAGACUGGUGACUCCGAAGACUCCCAUUCGUCGCAGGCGCGUCCCUUCGGACAUUGUCCCCGAGACACCUAGCCAUAAGGUGUCGCCAGUACGCCCAUUACAUCUCGCCAUUCCUUCCCGAAGAAGCACGACUCAGUCACUAUCAGAGGAAGGUUCAUCAGUCUCAACGUCACUCGAAGGGAUUGCCCCGUCGUCUCAACCAAAAGAUCUGGAGGAAAUCACCUCCCAGUUGCAGGAGUUCGUAGCGUCAAAGUCUUCGCUUGGACGCGGAUCUAGCGAGAUUGUCCCCUCUUCACAGUCUCAAGAGCGGGAAUUUGACCCUAGUUACUUUGCCACACUACGAGCCAGACGUUUGACCCUUGAGGAUCAGGAUAUAGUUCCAAGUUCCCAAUCUCAGAGUCAACCACAAUAUUGGCCACGAGAGGCAAAUCACGAAAGUACGGGGAAUAACGGCAAUGAGCCAAAGGAGUUUGAUUUGCCUGACCGUUCGCCAGAUAUAUCGUUCUCAUCGAACAGCCUCCAACGUUCAGACUCAAAUGUCUCGUUUAUUAUGCCUAUUGAGGAUACCGACAUAUCGAGCCUCUUCGAAGGAGACCCCAUGUUUCUGGCAGCACAGGAUGUCGCAGCGGAGGAUGUUCCUCCCUUGAAGCCCUUAUCUCAAGCUAUCUCUGCUACUGAAUCCGAUUCAGGUGAUGAAGAGUGGCUGCAGAAUGUAGGCGACCGCACUGCCAUUGGCCACGCUGUUUCUCAGCGACCGCAACAGUCUUCUCCACCCCGAUCAGUGUACCGUAGUCAAGAACCCGUAGAAUCCAGAGGAUUCGUGGCUUCACGAUCGUGUACUCCGGAAUGGCCGUCUCAGUUGACGCUGACUGGUUGUGAUGUGGAUUCUUCACAGUGGUCUCUACCUCAAGACGCCACAGACUUCCUGGAUAUGGUGGAAUCAAGGCCUCGAGUUUAAUUGGUUUGUGGACGGAUAAUCGUUGUUUGUACAUAAUUAUACCCAGCUUUCUUGUUAGGAUUACACGGAUAAUCAUCAUGUAUAUACUGCACCAUUUGCAAUCGGUAGGUUGAAUGCUCCUGGGCAUCCUGAGACGG